This is a messenger RNA of Trichobilharzia regenti, 8644 nucleotides long. NCBI's taxonomy places the organism in Eukaryota, Metazoa, Platyhelminthes, Trematoda, Strigeidida, Schistosomatidae. The record is from the annotation of a GenBank genome assembly.
ACCUUUUGUAGGUCAAGAUAGGCGGACGCUUCGUAAAUUCUGUAGCUGGGUUUUACGUGGCUAACAGUGACCGUAAAUUCGCAUGUUCAGAGUAGUUAGGAAUGGCACCUUCAAACACCUUGUGUAUGAUACAGUCUGAGGUGUCCCUUAUGCUUACUGCACUUCGAUGCAGUCAUAGGAAUUCCUUCAGGGUGUAUCAGGAUGACAGCAAAAAGCCACUACUACUAAGUUUUGGUCAGCUGAGAUCUAUUUUAAAUGUAGCGACAAGCGUAAAUGAACUAGAACCAUUGGUGUAUCUUACCCCAUUUCUUGAGGUUAUUCGUUCAGAGGAUACAACUGGCCCAGUUACGGGUUUAGCAUUAACUGCUGUGGACAAGUUUUUGUCGUAUGGACUUUUGGAAUUACCUCCGGGAAAACCAGACGAAUUACCUUUGUCUGGGCCUGGAUCGUUAAGUUCUAUCGCCAUGGCAGUGGAAGCAAUUGCUGAUGCUAGUACUCAAGCUCGUUUUGUAGGAACAGAUCCACGUUCGGCAGAGGUUGUAUUAAUGAAAGUUUUGCAUUUACUACGAACACUGUUGCUUGUACCCGCUGGCACGCUUGUUUCAGAUCGAGCUGUUCGAGAAAUUCUACAGAGUUGUUUUCGCAUCUGCUUUGAGCCGAAAUUGAGUGAAUUACUUAGAAGAACUGCUGAAUUGUGUUUAGCAUCGAUGAUUCAAUUAUUUUUCAGUCGGUUACCAACUUUGACUGGAUUCAGAAUAGACCGAAAUAUACAACAAUCAGUCAAUUCGUGUUCUGAUAUUGAAACAGCAGUAAUGGAUAAACAAUCUUCACAAAUUGCUGUGUCUGGUGAAGCUAAUCAAACUCCUUUAGAGUGUCGUGAUGAUAGUAAUGAAGCUACUCUCGUUGUAAAAAGUGAAGCAGUAAUUGAAGAAAUUCCCUGUGAAAUGUCAGUCUGUCCUAAUGAUGACUAUGUAGGCAAUUCCCAAACUGCUUGUAAUUUUUCUCAUAAUUUAGGCGAUCCAAAAAGUUGUUCCAACCACUCAGCCGAUUCAAAUCAAAUAGAAUUUGUCGACCACGAUAAAGCUGCCUCAACAUUUGACUUCGGUGUUCAUGAAUCAUCUGAUCCGAUUGCUACUCAGUGUGCACAGUCACUGUCUGCUGUUAGCCCGAAUGAUGAAAGUGAUAAUAAUAAACUAACUGUGGCAUCGACACAAUCAGAUACAUAUUCGGAUGAAUAUCAACCUGUUGAUACAAGUCAACCACAACCGUAUACUAUUGCAGCUGUAUAUGAUUUGUUAUCCUACCUUAUAUAUUCACUUUCUCCUGUACAUAACAAUGAGAGUGUGAUAUCAAUUUCUUUGGGGCUUAUUACUAUUGCAUUAGAAACAGGCGCUGAUGCUAUAGCUAACAGUCCACGAUUAUUACAGUUAGUUCGAGGCGAUUUAACUAAAUAUCUAAUGUUGCUUUUAUCUUCCGAGGAUGUUUGGCAGUUCGCUGCUACCCUGCGUGUGUGUUUCUUGUUGUUCGAAUCUAUGCGAAGUCAUCUAAAACUACAAAUGGAAGUCUAUCUACAACGUCUAACAGCAAUCUGUUCAUCAGAUAAUGACUCAACAGGAUAUGAAUUUCGUGAAAUUGCAUUAGAUUCAGUAGUUCGCCUAUUUCUUGUCCCAGGUUUAGCUACUGAACUCUAUGUGAAUUAUGAUUGUGAUCCGUAUUGUUCAAAUUUAUUUGAAGAUAUUACAAAGAUGUUGGCAAAAAAUGCCUUUCCUGUUGAACGCUUAAUGGGUACACAUUUAUUAGCAUUAGAUGCAUUACUUGUUGUAUUGAAUACAAUUGAAAUUCAGUGUAGUACACCAUCAGUACUUGUUCAACCAGCAGCAUCAUCCGGCAUGACGAAGGCAGCAACAACAACAAAUCAAAACUAUACAGAUAAAUCUACGAAUCUGUUCCGUUAUUUACCGCUUUCUGAUAGUACUAACAAAUGUAAAUUACGCUUAAAUAGACACUAUGUUGAUUCAACGAAAUUACCGUCUCGAGAUGAAUUGAAUGCAUCAAAAGCUAAAAAGAAGUUAUUAAUGCUUGGUUCGGAUCAGUUCAAUGUGAAACCAAAGCGUGGAAUAACAUUUUUACAAGAACAUAGUAUUUUACAAAAGCCAUUGAAUUAUGAUGAAUUGGCCGUGUUUCUUCGUGAAAAUCCACGUCUAGAAAAACGUAUGAUCGGUGAAUAUAUUAGUGAACGUGAGAAUGUGGAUGUUUUAGCAGCAUUUGUUAGACAAUUUAAUUUUGUUGGAGUUCCUAUCGAUGAAGCUCUUCGUGCUUAUGUAGAAGCAUUUCGUCUACCUGGUGAAGCACCACUAAUUCAAAGGAUUAUGGAACAUUUUGCAGAACAUUGGUAUAAAUCAAAUAAUUCACCAUUUGUUGAUGUUGAUGCAGCUUUUACACUGGCAUAUGCCAUAUUAAUGUUGAACACUGAUCAACAUAAUCCAAAUUCUAAACGACAAAAUGCACCAAUGCGUAUGGAAGAUUUUAAAAAAAACCUAAGUGGUAUGAAUGGAAAUCAAGAUUUUGAUCCAAAACUGUUGGAAUCAAUUUUCAAUAAUAUUCAUAACAAUGAAAUUGUCAUGCCUAUUGAACAGACAGGUUUGGUUCGUGAAAACUACUUAUGGAAGUGUCUACUUCGGCGUUCAUCAACAAAACAAGCACAGUUCAUUCAUCUACAGACUGGUGUAUUGGAUGCUGAUUUAUUUGAAUUAAUCUGGGGACCAACAGUAUCAGCAUUAUCGUUUAUCUUUGAUAAAACUACAGAUCCUGAAGUUCAGAAUAAAGCGGUUGAUGGAUUUCAUCGAUGUGCAACUAUAGCUGCUUAUUAUGGAAUGAGUGAUGUUCUAGACAAUUUAGUUAUUUCAUUGUGUAAAUUUACAACUUUAUUAACUGCCAAUGAUAUCAAUCCUACAAAUUUGUCAGUUCUGCUUGGACGUAAUACAAAAGCUUGUCUAGCUCUACGCUUAGUAUUUAGUAUUGCUUCGAAACACGCAGAUAUUCUACGCUAUGGUUGGCAUUCACUAUUAGACUGUCUACUUCAAUUGUUUCGCGCGAAUCUUAUACCCUAUGAAUUAUUAGAAUCACAAGAUUUUCUAACUUCAUCACGAAAGGUCUAUGUGACAACUGAAGGUUGCAUACCGAUGAAAAGUAGGUCGAAGUCUUCACGUCAUUCGCUUAAACGUAGACAGAAAACUUCCCAUUCACAGAAUACCAAUUCUAAUCGGGAACUGGGUGUUUUUAGUUCAUUCUAUCAGUAUUUAACAACUGGAUCAACAUGGAUUGCUUCAGGUGAUGAAGAAGAUGAAUCAAAAGAUGAUGACAGCGAUGAUGAUGAUGUUGACGAAAAUGGCAACGAUGGGAUUUUAUUAAAUAAAAAAGAUCAUGGUAUAUCUUCAUCAUCUCGUGAUUGUAAAUCAUCAUCGAAGGGUAAUAGCUCACCAGAUAGCGGAAUAUUCAAUCAAAAUGAAAGCAAAUUAUUCAGUAGUAUGAUGAAUCAAAAUAAUUUAUUAUCAUCCUCUAUUAACCGUAAUGGUGGGCAGUUAGAUGAACAUACAGCUACUCGUUUUGCUUCAGAAGUUGUUUUACAAUGUCAUAUUGCACAAUUGAUUGAAGACAGUAAAUUUUUGGUUGACGCUUCGUUAAUUGAAUUAAUCAAGGCUUUGUUAUGCGCUACACGCGGAGAUGUUCAUGCUACACUGCUGAAUAAUUUUGAUUUUGAUUCAAUGUUUUCUAUGGAUGGUCUAUUGCAUAUUACUUCUCAGUCAGUACAAAAUAGUGUCAAUUCUGAUUCAGGGAUAUUUACAUCCUUGUCCACUACUGGUUCAAAUGCUCAAACCAGCACUUAUAUUUCAGAAGCUAUUACAGGUGUUCCAACACAACAAUACUAUACUUCAUUGCCCCAGAAUUCCCUUUCUUCAACUUCACCACCAUUACUUCAAUGGAUUGGUAGUGCCAGUUCCACUGCAUCUUAUUAUUCACCGUGUAAUUCUGCAAGUGAUGGUACCUCUUCGUUAGAUGAUUGUCGUGUAUUUUGUCUUGAAUUGCUUAUUCGUGUUUUAAUGCAUAAUCGUGAUCGAUUUGCUGGGUUUUGGUCUUUGGUAAGAUACCAUCUGGCCGACGUGUUGUUAUCUACACGUCCACCGAAUCAUCUUGUUGAAAGAAUAAUUGUUGGCUUUCUUCGUUUAGCCAUCUGUCUGUUACGUCGACAUGAAGUAACUAGUCAAAUAUUUGCAACAUUGUAUUGGCUUCUUUUAAAUCAUGGUGAACAAUUGAUGUACUAUGUUAAUGCAAAAACAAACGCAUCAUCUUCAACAUUGAGACAGUCAGGGGGCGGGGGUGUUGGUGUUGGUGGUAUUACCUCACCGAAAAUGUCCAAUUCACGUAGUAUCAAUAAGAAGUCUUCUACUGUCGGCGUCAACAAUGUUGACUCUAUGCUAUUAGCGCUAUUCAAACAAGGUUCACGUGUUGGUCGACAGGUGAUUGCUGGUUUAACAGAUUUGUUAAGAAAUCACGCUGCUGAUCUACCAGAUCCAACUACAGAUUGGAAGCUUAUCUUUGGCUUACUAGAGGUUUGUGGUGCUGGUCGACGAGCGAAUAUCAUUAUACAAAAAGGUGGAAGUGAUAAACUGAUUUAUGCUAAUAAAGAUGAGCUGGAAAGAACGACGCUUGAUAAUAGUCGACAGUUGUUUCCUACAAAUGGGCAUGAAUCAAAUCGUGGUUAUACCAGCGAUAGUGAAACACUUCGUACUGUUCAUGAUCUACCACCACCACCUGUAUCAAGUUCUUCGUCGCUACAGCUAUCCAAUACACAAUAUGAUAAAGUAUCAGAAAAAGUCAAUGAACCGAUAACUUCAGUCAAUUCAUCAUCAGAAGUAGAUCCAACAACGCUUGAGAUAAAUAAAAAGGCUUUUUCAGAAUCCUAUGACGUAUUAUCCAAGCUGUCAAUUAGUGAAAUACAAAAUCCUAUUAUGGAUAAAUCAUCUUUAUUUACCACUCCAUUGGUGUUAAGUUACGAAGUGCCUAUAGGGUCACGUGAUCCAGUGACAUUAGAACAAGCAACUGAUUGUUUAGCCUUUUUAGUUCGUGAUCCAGCUCAUAUAACACCGGAUAACUUUGAGUAUGCUGUUCAAGCUUUACGAGUUUUUGUUGAAGCGUGUCUUCAUAGACCACCAAAACACACCAAUAAGAGUCGUCUGUCAGAUACGCAUAGCAGUACAAAUAAAAUCAAUACAGAUACACGUCGACCUCCAUCUGAUUGUCCAAGAGUUUCAUCAAAUCAUCAAAUGCAUCAUCAUAAUCAACGCCAUUGUCAUUAUGCUUUGUCCGAUUCAGAUACGGAUAAUGAAUAUCACGAGAAGGAGAAAUGCAGAAAAACUGAAAAUGGAAUUUUAUUCACUGAAACGAUGUUGAGUCCUGUGACUAGUGUUAUUGCUAUCCAGCUUCUUGAUCUGAUCAGUAUAUUGUUCACACGAGCGAUAUCGAUAUAUACUGAAUGGACAAAAGUGAGCUUUGAUAGAGUAACACCAUCAUGUGCUGCAACAAAUGAUGACGGUGAUGUUGACAGCGAUAAACAUUUAAAUAGCACCCGUGAGUUAGUGGCUGAAUCUACACUAACUAAUGUAGAUCGAUUAAAUCUAGAUCAUUUAUGGACUAAUUGUUGGCGACCUUUACUUCAAGCUACAGCUAGACUUUGUUCAGAUAUUCGUCGAGAUGUUAGAACAGAUGCAUUGAGUUAUCUACAGAAGGCUCUACUCUCACCAACAUUACAUUCAUUAAAUGGUAAACAGUGGGAAGAUUGUUUCGAUAAGGUUCUCUUCCCAUUAUUAUCCGGUUUCCUAGAGAGCAUCGCACUUGAAGAAGCUAUUGCUGCAAACUCACAAAGAGAGAAUAACAUUGGUAGUGUUGGGGCUGGUGGAACUACUAAUCAUAACUCAAAUAGCACUGGAUAUGGUUAUCAUUUACAUACUGUGGAGUUUGCUGAUCCACGUAUGCGUGCUAUCCCUUUAUUGACCAAAGUCUACCUACAACAUCUUCGGCCCUUAUAUGAAUUGGAUACCUUCAAUGUACUGUGGAUACGUAUGCUGGCAUAUAUGGAGCGUUAUAUGCUUGCCAGUAGCUCUGAUUCAUUGACGGAUGCUGUACGUGAAUCUCUAAAGAAUGUACUGUUAGUUAUGUGCACUGGAACGCAUGACAUCAAUCCAAUUUUAAUUAAAAAUUCUCCACCAGGUUCCAAUUCCGCUAUACUCUGGGAGUUGACAGAAAAACAUUUGUCAACAUUUUUACCUGAAUUAUUAGAACAAUUGUUUCCAAGUAAUCCACCUGAAACAAUGAUGAUGAUGGUGGACGCAAAUGUUACUCCUGUGUCAGCGAUGACGAAGACGACAACAACAACAGUAAUGGAUUUACCUUCGAAUGUUUCAGGCGAAGCUAUCCAAGUCUUAUCUGAUCCAUGUGUAAAUGAAGUCACGCCAUCCCAGCCAUCUGUCUGCAAACUAACUGAUAAUGUUCCCAAUUCAGAUAUUGUUGUGGUAGAACAGUGCGUAAAUCUUCAGCACGAUAAAACUGGAGAAUUCUCGGGUCCCUCGGCAGCAACAACAGUCGCAGCACCAGUCGUCUUGCCUCUAAAUCAAAGCAUAUCUGCGAUUCAAAAUUUGUGAUGUGUUGGUCAUAUUCUUUUUCUCUCUCUCUGCGUUUGUCAAUUGUCAUCAUUCCUUUACACUUUCAUGAUCAUUUCCUUCCAGUAUCCCAUGAUUUUAUCUAUUCUGUAUCUUUUUUUAUAGUACUAUAAUACACACAGAAAUGCAUCAUUUUGUACUGUUCAUCGUUACUUACCACUUCUAUGUAAUAAUAAUAAUAUUCAUGAUAAUAAUUUGUUUGUUUGACUGCAUGUACGCAUGUAUCUGUGUGUACAUUACAUCAGAAUAGUCUUUCAUGUAAAUUAUCACUCCUCUUCUGUUCUACUAAACUCUCUGGGCUUGCAUACAAGAUCGGAUGUCUGCCAUCAACUACCAAUACUAAUGGAUGAUAAUGGAAGUGUCUUCUAUGUUCUUGUUUUAAAAAUAAAACUGUGUGCUACUAAUUUCAGUUUUUCUAUUAUCUUGUCUUUCUCUUCUCUCAUAUUCCAUGCUGAUGUUUAUUUUUUUAAUGAUGGUCAAAAAGGUUUCGAACUUCUUCACACUGAGGAUUGUGAUGGCACUCGUCUCACAUAUUAACUACCUUCUAUGAAAUUUUAAACACCUUUCUAAUAAUAAUAAUAGUGUAUCCAUCAGUUCACACCUGUGUGUUUGUAAUGUACAAAUAUUUUUUGUCUUUUUCAUUCUCAUUAUUACCCUCGUUUUCAUUGUGAAUUAACAAUUUUCCUUAGUUGAAAUAUAUAAGUCAAAGCAAAACUAAAUUGCUUUGCUUUCUUUUCUAUAUACUAAACUGGCAGGUAUAAAAGGAGGCGAUCGCUUACGAUGUAAAUUUCUUCAGAUAGUGUUGGUUUUAUGUGAUUUUGUUUCACGUGUUUAGACGAAUGCUGUAUAAUGCUGUCAGAUGUGUUACUUUUGUCCGUUUCAAAUGUGUUCUGUCCUUUGUUGAGGUGUUUUCAAUAUCACAUCACACAUGAAACCAUCUGGCAACAGCUUCUGUCUUCAUCCGACAUUUUUAGACAGCUUCAGUUGAAGUAGGUGUUCUUUUUUUCAAGAUUUUUUAUGGCAAAGGUCAGCUAAAAUGAGGUAAAUAAAUGGAUUAUAAAAAGAAAUGGAAAUCACAGUGGCUAUUUGAAACUGUAGAAAUCCUUGAAAAUGAUUAAUUUUUUUCAUCAUCUAACCUUCCUUCCCUACUUGUUUUAAAAAAAUCAUUUAAUCUGAGAAAAUCUCUGCUAAACUAAAUUGAAACUAAAGGGGACGUCCAAGUUUAUAAACAUGAUUUGUGCCUACGAUAAAAUACACUUUUCUUUUAGAUUAUCUGUGUCUGCAGCUGAUGAAUGUCAAUUACGUGAGUGGGACCUACCUUACAUUAACUUCGUGUGAAGUUUGUACAACAAUAUUCGUGCACCUGGAAAUAUGUUACAUCUAUCCACGAAAUCUGACUCUACAACUAAAUACUACAUAAGGUAUGAAUUAAACAAUAAGUAGUUACAGAUGGUUUUAAUUCUCACCAACGUGUAGUAACGCUUCACUUGAUUUCCCGCCUAGCAAGCGAUUACUCACUAAUAGAAACUAAUAGAACUUAGCUCCCUGUCACUUGAUGGUACCACUUCACAGGCAGAGAUUAUAUUUCUUGCAACUAUGCUUAGCCUAUGGUAGUCUGUUAGUUAGUAUCUGUACAGUAUUUCCAUGACACUGAAGUUGAUGUCUCCAGGUGGUAACGGUUUCUCCUGGAUGCGUUGUUAACUAAUGUUAGAAGUGUUUACGUGUCUGAUACAAGCAGCAUAAAGUUAGUGGUAAUCUAGCAUACGCGGUCACUAACAUUAUCUGACGUGCUUUAGUUUAACUUCAUCUGAUUGAUUCACUCUUCGUAAAUGGCAUAUACCACCAAAGAUAACAAAGUCUUUUUGUACAAAAGAACUUGUGUUUUUUAUUAAUUUAUUAUUCAUCCAUCAUAAUAUAUUCACAUUUCC